Messenger RNA from Populus euphratica (Euphrates poplar), 701 nucleotides. Its product is annotated as histone H3.3. The transcript is spliced from 5 exons. Lineage: Eukaryota; Viridiplantae; Streptophyta; Magnoliopsida; Malpighiales; Salicaceae. The coding region runs from base 116 to 526 and encodes 136 amino acids. The record is from RefSeq and is a predicted model, not a curated record. Gene Ontology annotation, cellular component: nucleosome. Gene Ontology annotation, molecular function: structural constituent of chromatin; protein heterodimerization activity; DNA binding.
UCUCCCUAUAAAAACUAAACCUCCCCAAAUUUCCCUCACGCUCAAAAAUUCGAAAUAAUAAAACUGAGGACCCCCCUCUGUUCCUCUUCCUCAUCCUCCAUCCCGACAGGUCUAAAUGGCUCGUACUAAGCAAACCGCACGCAAAUCCACCGGUGGCAAAGCUCCUCGCAAACAACUCGCCACCAAGGCUGCAAGAAAGUCUGCUCCCACCACUGGCGGUGUCAAGAAGCCUCAUCGUUACCGUCCUGGAACUGUAGCUCUCCGUGAGAUCCGUAAGUACCAGAAAAGUACUGAACUCUUGAUCAGGAAGUUACCUUUCCAACGUCUUGUCCGUGAAAUUGCACAAGAUUUCAAGACGGAUUUGAGGUUUCAAAGCCAUGCUGUUCUUGCGCUUCAGGAGGCUGCAGAGGCCUAUCUUGUUGGUUUGUUUGAGGAUACUAAUCUUUGUGCUAUCCAUGCCAAGAGGGUCACCAUCAUGCCUAAGGAUAUCCAACUUGCCAGGAGAAUUCGUGGAGAAAGGGCCUAAAGGUUGAUGUUUGUUCAUUUUGGUUCUAUUUGUUUGCUUAGGUGGGUCAUUAAUGUGUUUCUACUAUCAGGUCUACUGUGUUAUUCUAAUAUGAACUGCUGUAUUCUAAUAAUUUAACAUUUGCAUUUCGUGUGAUUUCACUUUAUGUUUAAUAUGAAGCUAUGGUAUUAUGUUU